Bombyx mandarina (wild silkworm) is the source of this 2117-nucleotide messenger RNA. RefSeq lists its product as uncharacterized. Lineage: Eukaryota; Metazoa; Arthropoda; Insecta; Lepidoptera; Bombycidae. The record is from RefSeq and is a predicted model, not a curated record.
UUAAACUAUCUACAUAAAUGUAGUAGAGUUAUUGAUGGUUUAACUUGUUUACUGAUUGUCUAAUUUUUAAUGUAUAGUGAUAUUCACUGUAAUUUAAACUACACAUGUAAUACCAAUCCCAUAUUAAUUUAUCUCCUUAAACAGAACCAUUUAAUUAAUUUUGCCACUAUGGUCAAAGUUUGUGUGGUGAAGAGCUGUUCAAGUGGGCGUACAGGCAAGAAAAAAAAUAAUCGAAUGCCUUUGUCUUUUUUUCAACCAACGACACCAACGAGGUUAAUAAAUUGGACAAAGUCAAUGGGAAUUAAUUUAAAAGCAACAGACUCUAUUUGUCAAUUUCAUUUUAAAGAGGAGCAUAUAAAAAUGUAUGAUAAAAUUAAAAUUGGUGAAGUUAUUUAUUUUUCGUAUUUACUAAAGAAAGUACUAAAGGAAGAAGCUUUGCCAACAAUUGAGCAUCAAUUUCAUCCUUUACUAGACCAACAGCAAAGUAUCCUCAAGGUACAGGAACUACUAAUAGAUCCACAGAACAGUUGCUAUUCUACAGAUUACAUAGAACAAAGUCAAGAAAGUUUACAAGAACAAGUUCAGAUCGAGAAAACGCAUAAUGAUUCAAGGGAACAAGAACUGAUUGAAUCUAUUGAUUAUUUCAAAAAUAAUGUUAGCAACUUUUUAAUACUGCCAGAGUUUUGGUUUUACAUAGAAAAACCUAGACAAUUAGAGUUUAUGAGAAUUGAUCGUGCAUGCAAGCAAAUAAAAAAUCAUAUACGUUUAAAUGAAGACUUAUCAAUAACGGUAAUUCUUUUAAAUAAUGAAGAAUUAUGUACAGAUCUAAAAAUUAGUUCAUUUGAAAAUAUUUAUGAUUACUUAAAAUCUGUUGAAAAGUGGCCCCUGUGUGUUGGUACCCAAAUCGAGAGAAACAAAUAUUCAAAAAAAUGCAGAGGUGUCAUAAUUGGUGAAGAAGCCUAUAAAAGAUUUCAAAGAAAUCCAAGAUGCAAGUCUUGUCGGAUCCUAAGGAAUCAGUUGAAAAAACGUAAACUUUUAGCAGCUGCAAAGGUGUGGGAAAAUGAAACAAAAUCAAUGUGUGGAUGUGGUGCACAAAUGGAUGUAGCUUCUUGACAUCUUUCAAAAAGCCUUUUGAGGUCUUAGUAAAUUUACACUAUUUUAAGGCUUUAAAACAUGCUCAAAUUUAGUCAAACGGACCAAAUCCGCCUACCAAAUACAUUCUCGAUACAGACCACCAGAUUGGACAGUUGCUCAUCUAAGCUGUCAGGUACACACAGUUGUCAUCAUGUCAUUGGAUACAAAAAUUAUGGUGGUAGCAGUAAAACUAGCAACAAUCACCACAUAAAAAGCUGAAAAAUUAUAGAAUGGGCGAAACUGUAUUUAAGAAAACGACGCAUUUAAUCAUAAAUUUAAAUUAUAUCUACAAAUGAACAGUGAAACCUUUGAAAAUUUAUUAAAUUUACUCAAACCUCAGAUCACAAAAAAUGAUAUUGUUAUGAGAAAGUCCGUUUCUGCAAAAGAGCAGCGUAUUGCCAUGUUAUGAUAAAGUAUCUUGCAUUAAGAAGAGAAUUGAAGUUUAAUUUAAAUAUAUCAUCACAGUUAGAUAAUCUCCCAAAAUUUUUUUCUUUCUAGUUUGUCGUUUUCAAAUUUUUCAGUUUCAUUACUUAUGUAUUGUAAAUUAUUGCUUUCCAGCAUCUCGGUUGCGACCAAAAUCGUGAUAUGUACCCCACAAACAUGGUAAAUCUUUGUUUAAUUGAAUCGCGUUCCGUAAAGAUUUUCUCCAAGAUAUAAAAUGAGGAAACGCGCGGCCGUUUGUUCUGCUUAACCGUCCACACUACCGAAUACCGAGCAAUAUAUUAUACGGUAUAGAUAUUAUUAAACGAUGUGCAAAAUUAGCGGACUCCAUUAAUAAUAAUUAUGUUCGCAGGCGAUCAGAUUUGGUUCAGUAGUGAACCAAAAUCGUGAUUCGUUCGAACCAAAUUCGGGCGGGAAAAUUCGGUUAAUACUUUUAUUGUGACAUAAAAUAAAUUGCAUUUUGCUCCAUUUCAGAUGACAAUGUAUUUAUUAUUUUAUUAUAAAUUAAGUUAAGAUAUGGAACCCAGGAAAUUUAUAAAUAA